Dromiciops gliroides (monito del monte) is the source of this 3387-nucleotide messenger RNA. RefSeq names its product protein associated with LIN7 1, MAGUK p55 family member (gene PALS1). Gene Ontology annotation, biological process: establishment or maintenance of epithelial cell apical/basal polarity; morphogenesis of an epithelial sheet; generation of neurons. Gene Ontology annotation, cellular component: plasma membrane; adherens junction. The transcript is spliced from 14 exons. The record is from RefSeq and is a predicted model, not a curated record. Gene Ontology annotation, molecular function: protein binding. NCBI's taxonomy places the organism in Eukaryota, Metazoa, Chordata, Mammalia, Microbiotheria, Microbiotheriidae. The coding region runs from base 351 to 2378 and encodes 675 amino acids.
UUCCUGGAGACUGCGACGGCGAGCGACGGGAAGAGUAGGCUGCCGUUCUUCGGUCGGCGCUGACGGAGGCGGGGACGCGGCGGAGGGGAUCGGUAGUUUCUAGUUCUGGAUCCGGUAUCUUAAGGGCCCCCCGAGCCCGCGGCGUGUUGGAGUCGGGGGCCCUCGGGCGGAGGCUGGGGGUCGGCGGUGGCGGCGGCGGAGAUUUCCUUUAUGGAGAGAGUCUUAUAGUAUGAUCAUGAAGUUUCUGUUUCAUGAAGUUUCUUCUGGAAUAAAAAUGAAAUUUAUAUGGCAGAAUCAAGAGAAUUGGUUUGAUAUAUAAAAAAAGUGGUGCGUAUUUUUUAUAAAUAACCAUGACAACUUCCCAUAUGAAUGGGCAUGUUACAGAUGAAUCAGACAUUGAAGUAAAAAACGUUGAUCUGACAUCUCCAGAAGAAUCUCAGAGACAUCGAGAGAUGGCGGUUGAUUGCCCAGGAGAUUUGGGAACAAGAAUGAUGCCAGUACGUCGAAGUACACAACUAGAACGAAUUCGCCAACAACAAGAGGACAUGAGGCGCAGGAGAGAAGAAGAAGGAAAAAAACAAGAACUGGAUCUCAAUUCUUCCAUGAGACUUAAGAAACUUGCACAAAUUCCUCCCAAAAUUGGAAUAGAUAAUCCUAUAUUUGAUAAUGAAGAAGGAGUUAUUUUGCAAAGUCCUCAUUCUGCUGUGAAGAUACUAGAAGUGGAAGACCUGUUUUCUUCACUCAAGCAUAUUCAGCAUACUUUGGUAGAUUCCCAGAGCCAGGAUGACAUUGCUCUGCUUUUACAACUUGUACAGAAUACUGAUUUCCAGAAUGCAUUUAAGAUACACAAUGCUGUUACAGUGCAUAUGAAUAAAGCCAGCCCUCCAUUUCCUCUUAUCUCCAAUGCACAAGACCUCGCACAGGAGGUACAAGCAGUUUUGAAACCAAACCCUCAGAAGGAAGGACAAGAGUUAAAUGCUUUGCUAAAUGCUCCUCAUAUUCAGGCACUCUUAUUGGCCCAUGAUAAGGUUGCUGAGCAGGAAAUGCAGCCAGAGUCCAGUACAGAUGAGAGAGUUUAUGAGAGCAUUGGCCAUUAUGGAGGGGAGACUGUAAAAAUUGUUCGUAUUGAAAAGGCUCGAGAUAUUCCAUUGGGUGCUACAGUUCGUAAUGAAAUGGAUUCUGUCAUCAUUAGUCGGAUAGUAAAAGGAGGAGCUGCAGAAAAAAGUGGACUAUUACAUGAAGGAGAUGAAGUUCUGGAGAUUAAUGGCAUUGAAAUUAGGGGGAAAGAUGUCAAUGAGGUUUUUGAUUUGUUGUCUGAUAUGCAUGGCACACUCACAUUUGUGUUAAUUCCUAGCCAGCAGAACAAGUCCCCUCCUGCCAAAGAAACAGUAAUCCACGUUAAAGCUCAUUUUGACUAUGAUCCUUCUGACGACCCCUAUGUUCCUUGCCGAGAAUUAGGCCUGUCUUUUCAAAAAGGAGAUAUACUUCAUAUCAUCAGUCAAGAAGAUCCUAACUGGUGGCAAGCCUACCGGGAAGGAGACGAAGAUAAUCAACCUCUGGCGGGACUUGUUCCAGGGAAAAGCUUUCAGCAACAAAGAGAAGCCAUGAAGCAAACCAUAGAAGAAGACAAAGAGCCAGAAAAAUCAGGAAAAUUGUGGUGUGCUAAGAAGAAUAAGAAAAAAAGAAAAAAAGUUUUGUAUAAUGCCAAUAAAAAUGAUGAUUAUGACAACGAGGAGAUACUAACUUAUGAAGAAAUGUCACUCUAUCACCAGCCAGCAAAUAGGAAAAGGCCUAUCAUCUUGAUUGGCCCACAGAACUGUGGCCAGAAUGAACUUCGUCAGAGGCUUAUGAAUAAUGAAGCAGAUAGGUUUGCAGCUGCAGUUCCCCAUACAACUCGAAGUAGACGAGACAAUGAAGUAGCUGGAAGAGAUUACCACUUCAUUUCACGACAAGCUUUUGAGGCAGAUAUAGCUACUGGAAAGUUUAUUGAACAUGGUGAAUUUGAGAAAAAUUUGUAUGGUACCAGCAUAGAUUCUGUGAGACAAGUGAUCAACUCAGGCAAGAUAUGCCUUUUAAACCUUCGUACACAGUCAUUGAAGAGCCUUCGGAAUUCAGACUUGAAGCCAUAUAUUAUCUUCAUUGCACCCCCUUCCCAAGAAAGGCUGCGUGCAUUAUUGGCCAAAGAGGGCAAAAAUCCAAAGCCAGAAGAAUUGAGAGACAUCAUUGAGAAAACUAGAGAGAUGGAGCAAAACAAUGGCCAUUACUUUGACACUGCAAUUGUGAAUUCAGAUCUUGAUAAGGCAUAUCAGGAGUUGCUUCGAUUAAUUAAUAAACUUGAUACUGAACCUCAGUGGGUACCAUCUACCUGGCUAAGGUGAAAAAAAAAAGAUCAUUCCAUAGCAUGAUUGUAUUUUCUCUGGCAAACUGCCAACAAGGAAAAUUGCCUCCAUACUUUAAUGAGACUUGAGUAUUAGGUGGCCAACAGUAUCUUUAUACCUCUCUUUUUAUAUCUCUUGUGUUAAUAUGAUUGGGAGAUUGUGUUCUGGAUGUUUGUGAACAGAGUUCUUUACCUGCAUUGUUCUAGGGAGUCCUUACUCAUUUUUGAAUUAUAAAUAUUAAGCUUCAAACAAAACAAUCCCAUUUUAAUCAUGAAAAUCUUUGAAUCCUGUUUUUACUUAAUAACUAAAUCUGUUUUUUAUCCAGUCACAUUUCCAUAAUGUAGUACAUGUGCAUAUGUGUGUGUGUGUAUAUAUAUAUAUGUGUGUGUGUGUGUGUGUGUGUCACAUAGUUAUAAAUAUUGAUGUUAUUUAACACUUAAAAGAAAUUUACCUUGUGGAAUCUUUUUUGGUCAUUUUAGACUAUGCCUCUCAACUACUGGGCAGUACAUCAUUUGCCCAAAAAACUAGUUUUAUUCAAUCAGAAGUGCUUUCUUUUUUUAAAAAAAAAGGACAAAAAUACACUGAUUUAAUUUUAUUUUUUAUUAAAAAGAUAUGCUACUUUGGUCUGAUUCAACCCUCUUAGGCUUGAAUUCAUUCUUAAGUGUACUAUAUUUUAUCAUAAACUAGAUUCCAUUUUGACAGCACUGUAAUUUGGCUAAUGUUUAUAAUGUAAAUAUUUCAAACUUCCAUCUUUUCAGAACAAACUUUGUACAUUAGACAACUUCACAUUCAGCAACCUUGGGUCCAAUGAAAGACACCAUUUGGUUGGUCUUUUAAGUGUGAAUAUUUUAUGCACAUCUCUUUUCCCUUUAAAUUAUAUACCAACUGAUUUGAGAACUUCUUCCUUCCUCUGAUCUGUAGUACAACAGAAGAAAUAAGUUACAUGUUUAUGGAAGAUGUUCAUAUGAAAUGUGAUUUUUUUUUUUAAUAAAAUGAGUUUCUUCCUCAA